UCCUACAAUUGAACCAUGUUACUUCCAGUGAAUGUGACGUUUUCACAAUUUGACAGAAGUCUACGCUCUAUGGUAACAUAAAUCUUCCGAAUAAAAUAGACGUGAGAACAGUGUUUACAAAACAAAAUGCAAUCGUCAGUAAAAAAUACUUAUUUAUCACCGCAAAAUACUAAAAAUCCUCGGCACUUUCCAUCAAUAUCGCAACCGAAAAUAGUGGGCUCCUUCAGUUUGAACGAAAACCGCGAAUAUUUUCCCGACGCUCGGAAUUGCAAAUAUGUUUACAGGAAUUAUAAUCAAUCGAAUGGAAUUUAUUAUGAUUUGAAUGAAGGAAUCGAAAAUGUGAUUCGCAAGCCAGAAUCGUGCACUGAUGAAAAAGUCACCCAUCUCUUGGAAUUCAUAUUGCGCAACAGGCAACAAUUAAGACAAGAAACAACACGAGAUGAUGGGAAUAAGAUUUUAUCGGCAGACUUUGUAUGCUUUCGGGGAUUGUUACGUUUGAUUAUGUGUACGCCGUAUGAACGAAGAGAUGCGUGGAUAAUUUUAGCAACAAAAUACAAAGGUACCAUUUAUUUAUGCGCUCGCGACACUGAAAAACAAAUCCAAGAACGAAAUAAUCAAACUGAAGCCACUAAACGAAUUUUGUCAUACGGUUUCAAAUUUGAACAAUACAUUUUGACAGAUAAGCCAUCUGAAAAACCACCAACAAAUGUGGCUGUCAAUGAGGCCGAGGAGUUCUGCUGUAUGUUCUCUACAACAUUGAAUGGACAACGAAUUUUGUACGGCGCUGAAAUGGAUGGAAUCGAAAGCGAUGAUACGAACGAUUUGGACCACGUUGAUCUCAAUCAAUUUAAAUUUGUUGAAUUAAAGGUCAAGCUACGCGAACAAAAUCAUAGACAAAAGCAGAACUACCAUCGAUUCAAGCUACGUAACUGGUGGUGUCAAAGUUUUUUGGUCAAUAUCAAAAGGAUCAUCGUGGGAACGAGGACUUCUGAUGGAAUUGUAAAUGAACUGUCGACAGUUGAUGUGAGAGAUAUUCCGAAACAGUGCCAAAGUUAUUGGUCGCCUUCUCUGUGCAUGGAGUUUUGCAGUCAGUUCCUGAAAUAUGUGGCAAACGAGAUGAACGUAGUAAAUAGCCCGUAUGAUGUAUUCCGUUUUGAUUUUGAUCCCACAAAGUCUGAAUUCGUUUUCAUGGAAACGUAUAAAAAACAGAAUGAAUUCAGCUUCUUGCCAGAGUGGUACAUAAAAGAAAUGGAAUCAUUUGAAGCCGAAUGAUUCGUGGGCGAUAUCGAAAUUUUUAUCGCAUCUCCCUCACACGCAUACGCUCAUUCUCUUUAAACAAAAUAAUCAGCGUGGGUACUAGUAAUCACGUCCAAUGUUUAACGGAAGUAUUUUUUUUCCUAAAAGGCGAUAAAAUGUGAGAAAGAUGAAAUAACAAAAUAAACUCUCCCAGAAUCAAUCAUUUUCAUGAAACACA
Molecule: messenger RNA, 1474 nt
Organism: Sitodiplosis mosellana (orange wheat blossom midge)
Lineage: Eukaryota; Metazoa; Arthropoda; Insecta; Diptera; Cecidomyiidae
Product: decapping nuclease DXO homolog
Exons: 3
Coding region: 127-1272 (381 amino acids)
Biological process (GO): nuclear-transcribed mRNA catabolic process; NAD-cap decapping
Cellular component (GO): cytosol; nucleus
Molecular function (GO): mRNA 5'-diphosphatase activity
Source: RefSeq, a predicted model, not a curated record